UGUUAUAAAGACAUGGGCAACACUCAGGUUCAGCCUGCAGAGGAAGCCUUCUGCGACCUGGUCACACAUCAAAGUCUACAGGUGGUCCAGCUCUACGUGAUGCCGUCCUUCUUCCUGGCGGUGCUCAUCCUUGGGCUCCCCCUCAACCUGCUUUCCCUCUGGGUUUUCCUCCACCGCCUGCGGCGCUGGACCCGCAGCACGGUGUUCCUCUUCAACCUGACCCUGGCUGACACCUCGUGGCUGCUGGCCUUGCCGUACCUCAUCAACUACCACCUGGACCAGCUGUACUGGAAGUUGGGGAUCUCGCUCUGCAUGGCUGUGAGGAUGUUUUACCACAAGUACUUCUACCUCAGCAUCUUCUUCAUCACCUGCAUCAGUGUGGACCGGUACCUGGCCAUCGUGCACCCGCUGCGCUCUCUGGUGCUGCUGGGCCGGAGACAGACCUGCCUGUUGUGUGUGGCGGUCUGGGUGGCCUAUCUGGUCCUCAGCAUACCUGUUGCCAGUAUGAGUGUGAUCCAGACUUGCCCCGGGAGCAACCGCACCGUCUGCCCCCUGUACGUACUGCUGAGCGAGACCGGGGGGAGCCUGUCCUAUUCCCUCUUUUGUUCCAUCGUCGGCUUCCUCUUCCCGCUGCUCUCCAUCUGCUACUGCGGCCUGCGCAGCGUCAGAGAGCUGCGCCACCGCUCCUGCCGCCCCGACCCGCUCAACAAGCAGCGGCGGCUCCGGCGGGUGCUGAGCGCAGCGCUGGUUUUCUUCGCCCUGUUUUACGUGCCCUACCACCUGAGCCGCAACGCGGCCAUCGUGAUGCGGGUGGUCUAUCCUCACAGCCCCGCCUCCUGGCGGCGCGCAGACCUGGCCUUCGCCCUGGAGAUGUGCUUCUGCAGCCUCAUUUCCUGCGUGAACCCUCUGUUCAGCUGCUUCAUAGGCCGCCAGUUCAGGAAGGAAUUUCGCAGCCCUUUUGCUGCCAUGUUUUCCCAGUGUCCAGGCACGCAGGUGGCCUCAAUGAUAUCCAAGCGGACCCGGAUGACGGUGAGGAAAAGGCCGCGGAUAUCUACUGUCACACCUGCGUGCGCACUGUCUGCACCUGGAUCCCAGUGAGCUGUAGAAAUAACUCAGUAAUGUUUUUUGAAAUUGUAUAGAAAACCUCUGUAUGUCCUCUGUUUGAUCAACCGCUUUCUUUGAUUGGAGGAACAAGAUAAAUACACUAUAUGAAACAAUGUCUCCGUUAUCUCAUUGAAUCUCAUAUCAGUUUAGUCUCCUUAACUUCCUUACACAACACUGCCUCUCCGUGGUUGACUGCAUACUGUACUUCACGGUCUGGUUCCACGUGUGUGAAUACUGUUUCUGUCAUUCAGUGAAAACAUUUUUUACAAUCCUCAGUUUAUUCAACAAAUCUUUCUAUAAAUGGGGCCACGUAUAGGUUGAACCGUGUCUGUAAGCGCAGCAGG
Messenger RNA from Anarrhichthys ocellatus (wolf-eel), 1448 nucleotides. Its product is annotated as succinate receptor 1-like. The transcript is spliced from 2 exons. Lineage: Eukaryota; Metazoa; Chordata; Actinopteri; Perciformes; Anarhichadidae. Gene Ontology annotation, cellular component: plasma membrane. The coding region runs from base 13 to 1098 and encodes 361 amino acids. Gene Ontology annotation, biological process: phospholipase C-activating G protein-coupled receptor signaling pathway. The record is from RefSeq and is a predicted model, not a curated record. Gene Ontology annotation, molecular function: G protein-coupled ATP receptor activity; ATP binding; G protein-coupled ADP receptor activity.